Messenger RNA from Gadus morhua (Atlantic cod), 4851 nucleotides. RefSeq names its product SFI1 centrin binding protein (gene sfi1). NCBI's taxonomy places the organism in Eukaryota, Metazoa, Chordata, Actinopteri, Gadiformes, Gadidae. The record is from RefSeq and is a predicted model, not a curated record. Bases 319 to 4047 code for a protein of 1242 amino acids. Gene Ontology annotation, molecular function: phosphatase binding. The transcript is spliced from 32 exons.
UGAUUAAAGCCUUUAAUCGUGAUACAUCGUUUAUUUAAUGAAAAGGGAAAAUUCGGAAAAAUUAUUUUUUCGACACAUUUACAAGAUAACAAUGAGAAGAGUGAACCCUCCGGCGAGCUUCUCCCGUAUUUAUAAAGUUAGAGUUCCGGACCCGGUAGGCGCAUGCGCUCUGGACCCAGAUGGCGGUGCGCGGCGGUCUGGGUGAACAUUUACAGCAGCAGUGUCAUCAAAACAUUUGGUUCCCAGCUGUUAGGAGCUAUUACAAAGUUUUCUAUCCUCGUUUUUUGUCUAGCGAAACUGCGCCUGCACAUAUGAGACAUGCAAACGGUAGACCUACGAGGACCAGCCAGGCUGAAGCCCCAGCGCAGAGCCGUCAGGUCGGGAUGUGAACCCAGAGAGGUCCGCAGGGUGGCGGCCAAUAGGACCCGGAAUAUACGCUAUAAGGUCGGGUACAACUGGAACCGGGGCGGGAGACUCAAGGAGCUGCGAAUACGGCACCUGGCGAGAAAGUAUUUGAAAAUAUGGUUGAAGAAUACGUUUGGUCGGGUUCUUCCGAGUAGAGCAAGGUCCCACCGCGACAGAACGGUUCUUCUCGGAGCGUUUGAAACCUGGAAAGAGGAGUGGUGGACAACCAGGAGGGAGUGGAGUCUGUUAGUUCGGGCAGAGUGUCACCAUAAGUACACCCUUUACUGUAGGACCUUUCGUUGCUGGCAGAUCUUUGCAGAGACCAGGAGGCAGAAGAUGGAGAUGGCACAACAGGCACAAUCCUACGCUGAGAAGCACCUGGUUUGUCUGGUAUGGAAGAAGUGGGAGGUGUUUGUGCUGAUGAAACGCAUGAAGGCCAGGAUGCUCGAUUUGGCUGUUCAACAGAAUAUACGGUCGACAACACGCUCCACCUGGAAGAUGUGGCAAGCGAAGCUCCAACAGACUUUAGAUGUGUUUGCUUUGGAAGAGCAGGCGACUGAGUUCAGGCGUCUGGCGUUACUUAGCAAGGCAUGGCUUCAGUGGAAACACUCACACAAGGCUGUCUACACUCAGAGACAGUCUGAAAACAAAGCAUCACGCCAUCGAAACCAAGCACUUCAGAUGAACGUGUUGCAUCAGUGGAUGUGUUAUGUUCGCAGUCGCCAAUGCAAAAAGCAUCCAAAUGAUGUGGCGCGGCAGGCUAGGAGCCAAACACUGAUAGAAGAGGGUUGGAGAAAAUGGCGGCUCACAUUAAUUCUCAGGAAGGACGAGGUGCAGCGACUACAAGCUGCAGAACAUCUGGCCAGGAGGCGCAAGCAGCGCACAGCCAUGGAGCGCUGGAGGACCUUAGACAUGACACUGUGCAGGGAAGAGGCUGAAAGAGAUGAGCUGGCAUGCCAACAUGGACGACAGCGUUUGCUGUGGGCUGGAUUACGAGGCCUUUCCCUGAACAUCAGCAUGAGUAAAACACAGCGACAGAACAAUAAUGUUGCUGUUCAUCAUCUUCAACAGACUCUUAAAAGCAAAUACUGGAGAUUCUGGCAGGACCAUGUAGAAGAGGAAGAAGAAAAGUUGCUUUACCCUCAAAUCAUCGCUGGCCAGACGUACUACAGGUAUUGUAGUACAUGUACAUUUAGCGCUUCAUUGACAAAAUCCUUCUUUUACAAAUGGAAGGACAGGCUAGUUGAACGCAGACAUCUACAGGGGUUGGAGCUCCGUGCAGAGAGCCAGUUGGCCAGACGCUUGUUGCCCCAGUGUGUCAACUCCUGGGUGAAAUACACCUCACAGGCCACCCUGCACAGAAAGAACAAAGACAUGGCAGACGCGUAUAACCGACACCGGCUGCACGGCUGGGUUUUCAACACCUGGUGGGACGGCUCCCAACAGAGCCAAGAGCAACGGCUGGCCGGGAACACGGCACUGCUGCAUGACGGGCACCGGUGUCUGCAGACCGCCUGGGGCCUCUGGAGGAGACGCACGGGGCGGCAGAUCGAGGAGGGGGAGAAGGGGCGCGCCGCGGAGCAGCUGUGCCAGCGCACACUCCUGCAGAACACCACCAGGCGAUGGAGGGACAGGGCUGCUGAGGAGAGGGACAGGAGGAACAUGAUGGAGCAGGCCUGUAGGUGUGGCGAACUACGUCACAUGAGAUGGGCUUUGACUGGAUGGAAAAAGUGUCUUGUGCUCCCUCAGUUUGUUCAGAGCCAACAGGAGGAGAGCAACAGGCUCGAUCAAAUGCGACGGCACAACGAAGUGAGACUGGUGAAAUGUAGCAUCCAGGCCUGGAAGGAGUACCAUCACCAGACAGGCCUGAGCUAUGGCUUUGUGGAGGACUGCUUUAAGCUGCAUAACCAACGCUUGCUCAGGAGGAUACUGACCGAGUGGAAAGAAAACGCAGCCUUUCAGUUAGAAGCAAGGGUCAAAGAGCAGAGGGCUCUGAGGCACUUCAAAAGAGGCCACCAGUUCAAGGUGCUAAUUGCAUGGAGACGAGCUGCAGAACAUGCAAUAGCAAAACGUCUCCAACAGGGGGAGGUACUGGCGAGGGCUCAGAGUCACAUGGAGCAUGUGUGGCAGCAGGCCGGGUUCAAGCGCUGGCGGCUGAGGACCAGGGCGACGGUGGAGGACCGGACGGGCAUGGAGAAGGCCGAGCAGUACCACCAAGCCAGGCUCCUCUCUAAGGCACUUAAGUCCUGGAGUGGCCAUCACCUCCAUCACCAGACAUAUGAGGUGAUGAGGCGACAGGGAGCCAUGCUUCUCCGACUGAAGGUUUACCAGAAGGUCUUUGCGGUUUGGCAAGUGGAGCUGGGGCGCAGGAGGCGAGAGGCGGAGCAGACGGCAAUCUCUCUUUGGCACUGGUCGCUGGGCCUCCAGUCCAAGGCCCUGUACGCGUGGCGGCUGUGGGCCUCUGAGCAGCAGAGGAGGAGGGAGCGUCUGGCCCGAGGGGCGGAGUUCUACCGAGACCAGCUGCUGAGGGACGGGGUGGCCAGUCUCAUCACGCACGCUGCUCACAUGAGCCGUCUGGCUGCGGGCCAGGCCCAGCGCGGCCAGCCGACCUCCCAGCGGCUUCAGAGCACGGUGCAGCGCUGCGCCUGGCACUGGAAGCAGCGGGUGCUUGGCCCACGACAGGGGCCCCCCCAGGGCAGGGGCCUGCCACCCAGGACACAACAUCACCUCACCUUCAGCAGUCCGCCCGCCGCUCCCAGCCCCGGGGCGGGGGCGCCCUGCCAGACGGCCCCGGGGCCAGCCCUCCGACCGCAGCCACGCCGCCCCCAGGACCUCCUGGAGUCUCCAGGAAAGAGGCGGGGAGAUGAGGGGUCUGAGGAGCCCCCCUUGGUCUGCAGCCCCGGACCCGUGUUGUGGAGGCUCCAUGGAGCCUCGGCUCCAUGGAGCCGGCUUCUCAACCAAUGCCAGAUCCCGGCGAUCCCUUGCUGCCUCCAAUCUCCACACGCCCCAAUCGGUCCCAGGCCCUCCGUCAAGAGCCACGUGCCGGCAGUGGCGUGUGGUCAACACCCUCUGUCCAUCUCCUCCUCCCCCCGCCAGGGAGCAGAGGACCAGUACGUCCUGUUGCCGCCGUCGUCGUUCAUGACUUCAAAAAGUCAAACCAAGGCCAGCCCCUCCUGUCCCAGUGACAACUCACGUCUUCCCUCCGCCCAGAACACCUCUUCAGGUUUACAACCCGCUACGUCUCAUCGAGACGGGUCUUACAUGACGUCGCCGGUUGACGAGGUGGAGAUGUGUUGGGCGAAGGAGGAGGCUGACACUGCCCUGUGCCUCACUAAAGAGCUGCUCCACAUUCAGAUGGAGAUGAAGCGCUUUCAGCAGGACCGCCAGCAGCUCUGGGCCUGGCGGAGGCUGAGGGAGCUGCUCAAGACCUGGCUGAGCACCAGUGCUGAGGACGACCCCGCGGAGAAGAGCUCUGUGCAGCAGGAGUUAGACCAGCUGGAGCAGAGCAUGGCCCAGCUGUCUGAGGACCUGGGGAGGCAGAGACCAGCAAUGCUGCUUCACGCUGUGAGGGUCCAGCACCUUGACGAUUCCCUCCGCACCUCUGGACACGGGCUCCCCAGCAGAGCCACUGAGACACUCUGAUCACUCUCUACCACCGAGACACUCUGUUCACUCUACCACCGACAUACUCUGAUCACUCUCUACCACCGACACACUCUGAUCACUCUCUACCACCGAGACACUCUGAUCACUCUACCACCGACACACUCUGAUCACUCUCUACCACCGACACACUCUGAUCACUCUACCACCGACAAACUCUGAUCACUCUCUACCACCGACACACUCUGAUCACUCUCUACCACCGAGACACUCUGAUCACUCUCUACCACCGACACACUCUGAUCACUCUCUACCACCGAGGCACUCUGAUCACUCUCUACCACCGACACACUCUGAUCACUCUCUACCACCGAGACACUCUGAUCACUCUCUACCACCGACACACUCUGAUCACUCUCUACCACCGAGACACUGAUCACUCUCUACCACCGAGACACUCUGAUCACUCUACCACCGAGACACUCUGUUCAAUCUACCACCGACACACUCUGAUCACUCUCUACAAACGCGACACUCUGAUCACACUACCACCGAGACACUCUGUUCACUCUACCACCGACACACUCUGAUCACUCUCUACCACCGAGACUCUGAUCACUCUCUACCCCAAGACACUCUGAUCACUCUCUACCACGACACACUCUGAUCACUCUCUACCACCGAGACACUCUGAACACUUUCUACCCCAAGAUCACUCUACUGCUGGGAUAUUUUUAUAUAAACUGUUCACAUUUGCAGAUUUAAUUGAAUCUUGAAGAAAAUAUUUUGAAAUCAAUGUAAUUUAUGUAUUUUUGGUUUGUAAUAAAAUCUUUCUAAUCUUGG